UUUUAAGGGCGUUGUUCGAAUCUCCGAAUUUUUAUCAUUUUUAUGUAGUUUAAGAUGGAUUUUAGUGUAAAAAAUAGUUUUAUGUUGUACAUAAGUGCCUUUUUUAUACUCUUCGUAUCGGGGAUUCAAGCUCAGUCACACAACUUCGAGGAUCAUCGAAUAGAAAAAGCUAUUUGGUGCACAACGAGUCAAGAAGAAUUUUGGAAAUGUGGCAAUUUGACGAAACAACUUGAACGUGAUCGACAAUUGUUCGAUGAUGACUUUUUGAUGUUUAAUUGUACGCAAACUUUCGAUACGGAUGAAUGUAUUACAGCAAUUGAUCAAGAACGAGCCCAUCUCAUGACUUUAGAUGGAGGACAAGUAUUUGCCGCAGGUCGUUACAACUCGUUAGUUCCCAUUAUGCAAGAAACGCACGAAGGAAAUGUGAAAGCAUAUCACGCAGUAGCUGUUGUGAAAAAGGAUACAUUACAAGAAGUUCGAAGUUUGCGUGAUUUGAGAGGCAAAAAAGCAUGUUUUCCAUAUGUUGGCUCGUUAGCAGGAUGGACAAUCCCAAUUCAUGAGUUACAAAAGCACGGAGGAAUGCAAAUUGUCGAUUGUAACAAUCAAGUUAAGAAUACAAUUGAAUUCUUUGGACCGUCGUGUGCUGUAAACUCAUUAGAGAACAAGAACAAUCCAAUUGGAGACAAUUCUGAUAAAUUAUGUCAAUUGUGUAUCGGAAAAGUUCCUGGCGAACGUUGUACAGGCGCAGAUCCUUAUAUGGGCUUCGAUGGUGCUUUUCGUUGUUUAGUUGAAGCAGGCGAUAUUGCCUUUUUGAGACAUUCUACCGUCGAUGAGAUGCUUGAAAGUAAAUCUUUUAGUUCAUUGUCUGCUGAUACUUUUGAAUUGCUUUGUACGGAUGGUACAAGAGCUCCAUUAUCUGAAUAUCGAAGAUGUAGUUGGGGAAAAGUUACGUCGCAUGCUGUUGUUACUUCAUCUGCUCGAACAUCUGAUGAGCGACGUCAAUAUCAACGAUUCUUGACAAAAUUAGUCGAUUUCUAUGGAAAGAAACGAUCUUCAGGAAAUAAUUCAAGAACUGAUGAGGAAUAUCGCGCAUACGAUAGAAAUAGCGUAAAUCGAUAUGAUGUUCAAAACAGAGAUCGUUUCGGAAAUAAUCAAAAUCAAAACCAAGAUCAAAGAUAUCUCACAGGCAGAAAUUGGGAAGAUCGUACAAGAUAUGAAUUCGAUCAAAACAACGAUAAUCUCCCUCAAAAUGGUACUCGUUUCGAACAUUUUGACCUUUUCGAUUCAAGUCGUUAUGGCAAAAAGGUUGAUUUGAUGUUUUCUGACGCCACACAAUCUCUUACUGUCAUCAAGGAAAACGAUCAAUCGCAUACAACAUAUCUCGGAGAUUCCAUACAUAUCAUUACUGAAAAUCGCCAAUGCCCUGUUGGUAGAAUGACACUUUGUGUAACAUCCGACGCCGAAUACGAAAAAUGUAUCAAAAUGAAAACUGCGUUAAAAGCACAACUCGUAAUGCCUGAAAUGAUUUGUUACAAAGGACAUUCGCAUAUAAAUUGCAUGCAAGCAAUUCAAUCGGGAACAGCAGAUGUUACAGUUUUAGAUGCUUCCGAUGUUUAUACUGCUGGACUUCGUUUCAAUUUGAUUCCUUUCAUCUCGGAAAUUUACAACUUGUUGAAACCCGAAUAUUAUGUCGUUGCUGUGGCAAAAGAAGAAGAUCCCGAUACUGAAUUGACGUAUCUCAAAGGAAAAUAUACAUGUCAUUCGGGCGUUAAUACAGCAGCGGGAUGGGUUUAUCCAAUGGCUUAUUUAGUCUCGAAUGGAUGGGUUAGACCAUAUGGAUGCGAUUCGUUACGAGCUGCUGCUGAAUAUUUCACAAAAUCUUGUUUGCCGGGUGCUUUGAGCAAUGAAUACAAUACGGGGGUUCCGUAUGAUAAUUUGUGUGAUUUGUGUCAUGGAGUUAGUUUCCGUUAUUGUCGUCGUGAUGCUUCGGAAGACUAUUAUGGGCAUUCAGGAGCUUUCAGAUGUCUUGUUGAAGGCGGAGGACAUGUUGCUUUUGUGAAACAUACAACCGUAAGCGAAAAUACAGGCGGAAAACGCAAAGAAUGGUGGGCUCGUGAUGCAUUGCCUGACGAUUAUGAGUUGCUUUGUCCUGAUGGAACACGUGCUGAAGUCAAUGAAUACGAAAGAUGUAAUUUGGGAAAAGUAAAAUCUAAUGCAAUUGUCACACGAGGCGGAGAAUAUUACAACGAAACACAAAUCAAUGCAUAUAUUAAUUUGUUUGUUUAUGCACAACAAUAUUACGGAAGAAAAGAACAUGAUGAUUUUGGUUUUAGCAUGUUCUACUCUCCCGAUCCAUAUCACGAUCUGAUUUUCCAAGAUGCGACACGUAAAUUGCAUGUCAUCGAGAAGAAAGAUCGUUACUUUAGCGAUUAUCUUGGGCAAGAUUUCAUGCGAGCAAAACGUAUCACAGAUUGUCACGCAGGUGCUUACAGCAUUUCCAGUUUUAGUUCAAGCACAAUUCUACUAACAGCGAUUACCGUAUUGACUUCGUACUUGAUACAAAGAAUGAUUUAAAAAAAAGUGCCUCUAAUAUUAGUUUUUUUAUAUGACUUUCAUACCGUCCUGAAGAGAACAAUUCCGAAAAUUUUUUAACGUAGUUUUUAAGACAAUCUUAACUUUUACAUUCCGUCCAGAAUAGAAUCUCAAAUUUAGAAACAAAGAGAAAAUUUAUAUUAGCAUAAGUAUGAAAAAAAAUUUG
This is a messenger RNA of Culicoides brevitarsis, 2758 nucleotides long. RefSeq names its product transferrin 2 (gene Tsf2). The record is from RefSeq and is a predicted model, not a curated record. Gene Ontology annotation, cellular component: recycling endosome; extracellular region; early endosome. Bases 55 to 2574 code for a protein of 839 amino acids. The transcript has 5 exons. Gene Ontology annotation, biological process: iron ion transport. NCBI's taxonomy places the organism in Eukaryota, Metazoa, Arthropoda, Insecta, Diptera, Ceratopogonidae.